Molecule: messenger RNA, 195 nt
Organism: Sphenostylis stenocarpa
Lineage: Eukaryota; Viridiplantae; Streptophyta; Magnoliopsida; Fabales; Fabaceae
Source: the annotation of a GenBank genome assembly
AUGAAGCAUCAGGUACGAGAUUUUGAGUCAUACUUGCAAGCUUAUCACCGUCAAAUUCAAAUUCAAAUUCACAGGGAAUUUCGCCAUUGCGAAGGAAAAGUUUUUUAUAGAAUAGACUCAAUGCGCGUCAAUAUCAACAAGUUGAUAGGUGGGAAUAGUUUGAUAUAUAGUGUCUGCGGUCACAAACUACUGUAA